Molecule: messenger RNA, 7115 nt
Organism: Biomphalaria glabrata
Lineage: Eukaryota; Metazoa; Mollusca; Gastropoda; Planorbidae
Product: alpha-mannosidase 2x-like
Exons: 26
Coding region: 213-3692 (1159 amino acids)
Biological process (GO): mannose metabolic process; protein deglycosylation; N-glycan processing
Cellular component (GO): Golgi membrane
Molecular function (GO): alpha-mannosidase activity; carbohydrate binding
Source: RefSeq, a predicted model, not a curated record
UGCCACAUAGCAUCAACAUGGAUGAUCCUCGAUACCACAAUUUUUAGUAGCCAGUCAUUUAAUAAAGAUCUAGAUCUAUCAUACAUAGUGUACCAUUAUAUAAAAAAAGGUACUCUUCGUACUCAGUGGAUCUAGAUCUAAUUGCCUUUACUUUUCAUUUAGGGUUUUAAAAAAUCUAAUCUGGACUACACUCCAAAUCUAUUCAAAUAAAAAUGAAGCGAUUCACAUUUCUAUGGGGAGCGUUGUUGUUUAUGGUGACCAUGUUAAUGUUGUAUAUGAUGUUGGAUACAUUGAAUACAUAUCCUAAGAAUGGAAAUGUUUAUAGUAUGCAGCUUAUUGAAAAUAGAAUGGUCAAAUUAGAGAGUGACAUUGAAAUGAAUAAAAAAAUAGUACAACGAAUCAAAGAUGAGGUGACUGAUUUGAUGAAGUCUGGUCCAGAUGGUGUGGUGAAGUUGAAGGAAACACUGCAGGAGCCAAAGACUGAGUCACCAACACAGAAACCUGUGCCAGUUGUCAGGCAAGAAGAGACAUAUGCUGUGUCAGCUUUGUCUCAAGUUCAACCCUCUGUAGAAAACUGCCAGUGGAUAAGAUCAGCUACUUCCAAUGCAGAUAUCAAUAUUCAUAAAGUCUAUUCAGAGUUACCCUUUGAUAACCCUGAUGGUGGCCCUUGGAAACAAGGCUGGGAGGUAACCUAUCCGCCUGGCCAGUGGAACAAAGAUAAUAAACUGAAGAUUAUUCUAGUUCCACAUACACAUUGUGACCCUGGCUGGAUCAAAACAUUUGAUGACUAUUACCGCUCCCAGGUGAAGAGCAUUUUAGACAGUUUUGUCAUCAAGCUAGAGCAGAAUCCCAACUACAAAUUUAUGUUUACAGAAAUUUCUUAUUUUUCUUUGUGGUGGUCUGAAACUGACAAAGGUAUUCAAGAUAGAGUGAAAAGAUUAAUAGCCAAUGGUCAGUUUGAAAUUUCCACAGGUGGUUGGGUGAUGACUGAUGAAGCUAAUGCUCAUUAUUAUGCAAUGUUGGAUCAACUUAUAGAAGGCAACCAGUGGCUCAAUAAUACACUAGGUUAUGUUCCUCAAUCUGGAUGGGCUGUCGAUCCGUUUGGCUAUUCAUCUACUAUGGCCUAUUUGUUGAAGAGGUCUCAUUUUAAGAGCAUGUUGAUUCAAAGAGUUCAUUACUCAAUAAAAAAACAUUUGGCUCGAGAGCGCAACUUAGAAUAUAUGUGGAGACAGCAAUGGGAUUCGAAGGGAAACACAGACAUCUUUACACAUAUGAUGCCAUUUUAUUCUUACGACAUUCCACAUACAUGUGGCCCUGAACCUGCUGUGUGCUGCCAGUUUGAUUUCAGAAGGUUGCCAGGAAGUCCUUUUAGAUGUCCCUGGAAUAUCAAUCCUGUUGCUAUCACAAAUGAGAAUGUUGCACAAAGGGCUGCUAUAAUAUUAGAUCAGUGGAAAAAGAAAGCCACACUUUACAAGACUAAUGUGCUGCUGGUCCCUUUGGGAGAUGAUUUCAGAUACAUGCAGAUGGAGGAGUUUGACCUCCAGUUUGGGAAUUAUGAAAAAAUCUUCAAGUAUAUCAACGAGCACCCAGACCUAGGGGCCCAGGGUCAGUUUGGCACACUGAGUGAUUACUUUAACACUUUGUAUAAAGAUUCUGCCACAAUACCUGGACAAAAACCUCCCAACUUGUUGAGUUUAAGUGGAGACUUUUUCUCCUAUGCAGACAGAGAUGACCACUAUUGGUCAGGGUACUUCACAUCUCGUCCACUGCAGAAGAACUUAGAUCGAGUAUUAGAACACAAUCUUAGGUCGGCUGAAAUAAUCUUCAGUUUGACUCAGGUUCAAGCCAGGAAGCAUGCAGCUGCCAACUUCCCCAGCAGAGAUUUCAUGCAAAAGUUGGUAGAUGCUAGAAGAGCACUUGGUCUCUUUCAGCACCAUGAUGCUAUUACAGGAACAGCCAAAGACUUUGUUAUGGUUGAUUAUGGUCAGAGAUUACUGCGGGCCCUUCACAACGUCAAGACAAUUAUAUCUGCUUGUAGCACAUUUCUUUUGAUGAAGACAAAAACGGACUUUACUUUUACUGAAGGAAAUCUCUUAUUUAAAAUGGAUCAAGAGAGAUCAAGCCAUGAUAGUCUGCCCACUAGGCCUAUCCUUGAACUUAGCUCUGAGCCAAAAUCAGUGCUAUUGUACAAUUCUCUGGGACAAACAAGAACUGAGGUAGUUCAGUUGUGGACAUCAUGGCCAUUUGUGGAAGUCAGGGACCAAAACGAUCAAACCAUACAUUCACAAAUUGAUCCAUUCUGGACUGAGCCUGGAGUGUUUUCAUCUAACAUCUAUAAGGUGUCAUUUGUAGCAGUUGUCCCUGGACUUAGUGUCAGGAGAUUUACUAUCAAGAAAGUAGAGAAUGGACAAGAUAGAAAGAAUCAUUUAGUUUCUGUCAAGUUUCUCAAUCCUGACAAAAAUUAUGAUUUGAAAAGAGAGCCUUUCACAAUGGAAGUUGCCAACAGUGAAGCAGAUUUCAAAUUAGAAACUAAAUUUCUUGAGUGCACUUUCUCAGGCAGUACUGGUCUUUUGAAGUCUGUGAAAACUUUAUCCAAUGGAGAAUUAUACAAGUCUGAGAUGGAGUUUAUCCAGUAUGGUACCAAAAUGGCCAAUGAAAAGUCUGGAGCUUAUCUAUUUUUACCUGAUGGAGAGGCUAAGCCUUUGCUCUUGUCCAAGCCAAGUCUGAUCAAAAUUGUACAAGGUCCCAUCACUUCAGAAGUCCAUGUUCUGACUCCAUAUGUACACCAUAUAGUCAAACUUUUUAACUCUCCAGGUCUUGAUGGUGCUUCUGUGGAUUUAAUUAACACUGUCGACAUCAGAAACACUCAGAAUAAAGAAGUGGGCAUGAGGAUACACACCAACAUUGAAAACCCAGAACAUAUAUUUUAUUCCGAUCUCAAUGGCUUUCAGAUGCAAAGGAGGAAGUAUUAUGAAAAGUUAACUCUCCAAGGUAACGUCUACCCGAUGCCUACAAUGGCUUAUGUACAAGAUGAGUUUAGGAGAUUUAGUGUGUUAUCAUCUCAGGCUUCUGGCGUUGCCAACUUGAUUCCUAAUGCCAUAGAUGUGAUGCUUGAUCGUAGAUUGAACCAAGAUGACAACAGAGGACUAGGUCAGGGAGUUUUAGACAAUCACCCCACACCUAGCAGAUUUAGAUUGGUCUUUGAGAAAAGGUCGGCCAAAGCUGAACCAGUCUACCCAGAAACAUCAUUCCCUUCAAUGCUUAGCCAGCAGUCCUCCCUGUCACUGAUUCAUCCUAUCUUUGCCAUGCCUAGAAGUCUACAGGGGAAAGAUGUGGAAAUGGCUAGGGAGAUGCUCUUGCUGAGUGAAUCCUUGCCCUGUGAGCUCCACAUGCUCAACCUGAGGGUAUUGCAACACAGUGAUGACCAGAAAGAGUUGCAGUAUGUUCCUAAAGAUACCAGCCUGUUGUUGCUUCGCAAUCUUCCAAGUGACUGUAGUUUUCCAGCACCACAUUUGUCUUGCUUAUCUAUGAAUGGAAAGAUAACUUUAUCUACGUUAUUCUCUAAUGCGGAAGUCAAAGAAAGUGUUCAAACAUCCUUGACCAUGAAUGAUCAAGUGUCCAUCCUAAGUCCCCAAACAAGUCUUCAAGUACCUCCCAUGGAGAUAGUAGCAGUGCAAGUACAUAUAAACUAAUGUUUAGAUAGUGUUAGUUGUAGGUUUGAAAUACUUUCAAUGUUUCUUCUGUGCACAAUGAACAUUCAGAGAGAUACAUAUCAAAAGAAAAAAGAAAAGGACGGGGUUGGGGAAAGGGAAUCAGGUUGAACAAAAUUCUAAACUUGAAUAUAAAUGUAGGUUAGUGAUGACAGACUGUAUUACUUUAUUCUAUCCACUUAGGCAGCUAUCAUUUUCAUGACCAGUUCUGACUGACUGCUUAUUCAAUAAUAAAUCUCUAUGUAGUAGUCUCCCAUAAAUUUAGAAUUGAUUUUAUUGUAUGCAAUAGCUGGUGAUAUUUUAAUACUAGAGAACACACAAAAAAUUACAUUUAAAAAUUAGACAAAAAUAUUUUAAUGUCCCCAAUAAAAUGUUGACCUAAAAAUUGAUUAAAAUUGUGUUUGGGUUGAAAGUUAUAAGAUAACUUCAGUAAAGUUUCUUCAAUAAUAUGUAUUCAAUAAUGGUAUUUUAUUUCAUUUAAGGAUAAAGAGUAUUAUUAGAAAUAGGUUUACAUUUUCAAAUCAGAAAUAUUUGUGUAUUCUUGUUGACUGAUUGAGAAACAAAGAACUACUAUGGUUGUAGAGCAUUCUGCUGGUGUGUGUGUGUAUGUGUGUGCUGUUACAUAUUUCUGUGCUUUCAAUAAAUUGAUAAUUAUCUGGAUGUGUUACACUGGUGCAGUCCUUGGAAGAAUUGAAGGGAUUGAACUAGUUGAAAUGAGAACUGUCUCUUUUUAGUAGCUUUGGAUUGACACAUUUAUUGAAUUCUUGAUUUUACGUUUUAACAUUUUUUUAAAGACAACAUUCAAUUUGUUUUUGUUUUACUGGUGGUUUGCUUCACUUUUCCAACUUAAAAGGCAAUUUUAAAAUAUUAUCACAAAACAUUGUACAAAUGGCAAUUCUUCAUACCUUGAACUAUUUUACUACCUGUUAGUAUUCCUCAUCAUCCUCUGAUAGUUAAUUAUGUGUUUAAUUCACAGUGUUCUAUUCUCCAUAUUUAUUUGAUGGACCCAGCUGGUGUUUACGUUUUAGUAUGCAAUACUAUUUGUAAAUGGGUUCAAAGGUUUUCAUUAUAUAUUGACAUAUCACAUUUACAAAUGCAUUUCUUUCUUCUCUUUAAAGAGAGAGACAAAGUCUAACAGGCAAUUGACUCAACAAACAUUUGUAACAUUUCCUUAUUUUCUAAUCAGAUAAAUUAUUCAUAAAUAUUUACACAAAAUAGCAGAAAUAUAAGCAGUGUCAGGGUGGGCUUCUAACAUAUAUGACAGCCUCCACAAUGAUCUAUGGAACAUUCCUGCCACGUUUCAUAAUGUUGAUUUCUAUAAGGAACAUACACACACCUUCUAUUUGUACUCUAUAUAACAGAUAGUAGCAUGUCAUUAUACUGAACUUUGUGGGAUUACAUUAAAACCAUUUACUAAUAUAUAAGAAUUGAGCUAGAGCACUGACAGCUGGAUGGAGUGUGUUGUGUGGUAUGCACUUUAAACUACCAUCUGAUAGUCCCAAGCUCAAAUCCUGCCCGCUGUCAUCCCCUGCUGACCUGCAGGAGGUUAGGGUCAGGACAUAAUCAUCUUUUCUGAAGAAACAUCCAAAAUUUGUUAAACAAUGACUUCACUAUGUAGAGGAGUAAAUACAAUGUGAGAAUAUAGCAGGUUGUUUUCUUAUGGAUUCUUCUGACUUUCUAAAUGUACCAUGUGUGUAGUGCAUUCAUCAUUCCAUUCAUUAUGACCAGAGUUUUAUCACCAUAUUGUAUUACAAAUACAAGCAUAAUAGACCAUUCACAUUAGUUUUUUGUUUUCUUUCACUUAUCUAGUGUGUGUGUGUUUUUUUUAUUGACUUUAGUAUUCUAAGUUUGGAGGAAGGUUGGAUCAUUCUGGGUGUUUUUUUGUUCAUUAGAGUCAGUUGAUACUAGACACAUUAUUUUAUUGAUGUUUGCUUCUUGUGUAUUUGAUCAUUUGGAUUUCAGUAUACUUAUCAUUGGUGUCUGUUUCAUUUAGUCAAUUUUUAAAAUCUUAUAUUUUUGCUAGGCAUUUUAUUUUGGCUAUAGUAUACUGUAAAUGCCUUUUUAAUUGAAAAAAAACAACUUACAAGAUACUGUUUUUUACAUUGAAAUAAAACUCUGGUAUGAUGAUGUUUUUAUUUAUACAUUGCUGGUACCUUCCAAUAGCAUUAACUCACUACAACCAAUGGGAUCAAGAAAAAAAAGGGGGGAAAAACAAAUGACACCACCUAUGCACUUAAAUUUUUGUCAUUAACUUUAAAAUUCUUUUGUGCAAUUUAUAUUUAGUUGUUUUUUUUUUAAAUUAAAUACUAUUUCUACAUUUUGUUUUUAUUAUUAUAUUUCCUUCUAGUAUAAACUGUAUAAACAUUGUGUUUUUUUUUUAAUAUUUCAUUCUAGUAUAAACUGUAUAUAAUUCAUUGCCCCAUCAUCCAUUUUACAUGUUAUUAAGCAUUUUAAAAACUAUUCUGAAAUCUAACCUGCAGCCAUUCUUUAUUCUUGUUGACAUUUAGAAAAGCCCCUGCUCAGUUCAGUCCUUAUGAUCAAAAAAGUUUUUUUUUUUUUUUCAUUAAUUUUGUAUAGUCCAAAUGACUGCUCAUAAUAUUCUCAAGAUUUUUCAGACAAAAUAGUUUGGUUCUUAACAUGGUAUUAGAUUUGUCAGUGCAGAUAAAUAUUUUGUAUUGAGACAUUAAUCUUUAAUAAUGUCAGACUGAACAUGGUUAACAAGUUGAAGACAACUCAGUUCAACAGCUCAAUAAAGAGAUCCUCAUUCUAAAGUCUCAUAUAGUUAAAAUCUUCUAAAGCUUUUUUAAGGGAUAUAUAUCUAAUAAGUCUAAAUACUACUUGCUAAAUAGGCAUACACAUUAAUUAAAUUUCUAAUUGGUAAGUUAAGCUAGUGUCUAGUGUAGUUUUCAACACCUAGAUGGUUUGUUAAUUUAUGAUCACAUCCUACUAUAACAUUGUCAAUCUGUGCCUGAGACACACAUGCUCAUACAAAUCAAUAUCCUAUCACACAAACUCCAUGUCCACAAGUUACAUAUUAAAGCUUGUCCUCAAUAACACCUACUUGACCACUAUCAUAUGACCACCAAGUUCUAGGCCACUUGAAACUAUUACCAUGUGAUCACUCUGAACUCUUCUGUCUGUGACAUCUCUGCCCUAACUAAAUAACCAGCACGUCACUUGUUCCUCAAAUCUAUACUAUGUGACCAUUGCCAAGUACCUCAUGAUUAGGCUGCCCUCUUUAAGAAUUAGUAGCUACUGUUAACACCCUGACACAUCUGUGCCUGAUAUUGAACAUAAUUCAUGUGAUUUAUUUAUGAAACAUUUAUGUUACUAUGUAAUGAAUAUCAGAGAUUUCAAUGUAUAAGCUAUUUCAUAUGUUAUGUAUAAUAAAUGGACUUGAAAUCA